This is a messenger RNA of Podospora pseudocomata, 2264 nucleotides long. RefSeq lists its product as uncharacterized. The record is from RefSeq and is a predicted model, not a curated record. Bases 548 to 796 code for a protein of 82 amino acids. The transcript is spliced from 5 exons. Lineage: Eukaryota; Fungi; Ascomycota; Sordariomycetes; Sordariales; Podosporaceae.
UCUCGACACCGGGAGACCAGGAGAACUGCUCGUCCCCAAUAUACAUAUGUCCCACACCCCGACGCGACCCGGCCAGUCACCUUGCUCUCUGGUGACUUUCUCUUCUCUUUUCCCCUUCUUUGCCCACCCCAACGAACAAUCAGCACCCAGUUCAGACCACGUUGGGCCCUUACAAUCUUGCCGUGGUACUUCCUUGCGCCACGUUCCACCUUGAUCUGUUUUACCGAGACCGACGUCCUCGUACCGCCAUAUAGCAACCGAACCGAAAACAUUUUGGGACUGGAUUCCGAGCUCGAAUGGAUUCUUAGAUCUGCAUCCGCACGCCCAUAUCACCAUAGCUUCCACCGGACUCACGUGGCCGAAUAGUCGACUGGAGGAUUCGACUUGUGCUGGAAUCGAAACUAGGAAUCCCAGUCUGGAGGUUGAACGAUCGACACCUCAUAUCAUCCCGGCCAUCUGGAUCGGGGAUAUUGACUGAAAGUGGGUGGAUUGGAUUGUGGAAUACGUGGAGUACCGACAACGUCGGUCAUUCAGAAGAGACGCCAAGAUGUCGAACGGAACAGAGGUUGAAUGUCAAAGCCAUUCUUUGAACGUCGCGGGUUUUGAUAAUGGCGGCUUUAUUGAGGGCAGGUGUUGCCAGCCAUACUUUGACGCAACGUGCUGCUUACCGUGCCCCAUGACAUGGGCCUACCCAGACACCUUCGGAACGAUGAGUGAAGCGGCCAACUGGGUGUCGGUCGUGAAACCUGAGAUUGGCUGCGUCUUCCUCCUGCUCUUUGGCUGUGCUGCCGGUUAGAAAAGACUUUCAGCAUUAUCUCAGUAUCUCCUGACAGCAGUGGUGUUUAUGAAUAUGGGGUUCGUUAUCCUCUGGCCCAGCCCGAACAAUGUUUCGACGCAAUUACACCCAACUCGAUGAAGACGAGCUCAGUCUGCGCGGCAUCCGGCAUGUUUAUUAUCCUGGGAGGAUGGGCAGGUGUACUGGGUCUUCUUGCGCGCUCUCCUGCACCUUCAGAUUUGCUGGCAGCUUGUUGUGGGGACGCAACUUUGUAAUGGUUUGCUCAGGUUGUCGGCUGGGGCCUCCCUGGUGCGGGCGUUGUUCUCGCCUUCCUCUUGAGCGGUGUGUCGUUCCGAUUCGGACAGACCUGCCAUAUCAACCACAAGAACAGUCUUGCCGAUCUCUGGAUCCCGCUUCUGGUCUUCUCCGGCCUGACAAUUAUCAUUCAGUUCGCGACAUUCGGCUACUGCAUCAAGUUUACCUCGCAUCGUUGGCCGAUAACAGCGCGCUUCGACCGAGGCUCCAACAUGCCAUCCUACACCAACAGCAUCCGGACCAUGACUCCCAAAGCAGGCCUAUCGUCGCGUACGCCGCGUGAUUGCGCUGCAGUGGAAGGCUAUCGCUAUCGUCUUGAUCAUCAUCGCCGAUGUCAUUUUUCUUUUCCGUCGUUUUUCGUUUUCCAAGACAACACUGUCGAGGCUGUCAGAAUGACAGCACCAUUGCUCGUCCUUGGGCUCUCUGCUUGCUUGAUAACGGUGGGAUAAGGGCCCCUGCCUGGAGCUUGCAAAGUGCCCCUGGUCAGUCAAUAUGCCUUAACUGUUGGCGCUGUUCUUUUCCUUCUCAGGAUGAACGGCAUUUAGCUUUGUCUCCUCCUCAGCCGCUGGUCCGCUGAUUACGGGCUGGCGUGAUUUGUUGAUCUCUUCCCCUAGCCCGGGCAAGCAAGAGAGUUUGUUUCAGUCGAUGCGCAGCUCGACGACCUGAAAAAGAUACACUGACUCCGAUCUCCCCCACGCUGGCCAGAUCAGGAAUGGGGAAUUACCAUGCACAGCCAUAACAAGACCCCGAGGCGGCCGUCGCACCAUCGACUUUUUUCGGUCAAACGCAGAGAUAUCACACGCCAGCGGGUCAUUCUCUCGCCACGCCCACCACAACAACCGCAGCAAGCGACGGUGACUUGGGAUCCACAGAGACAUAUGCUCGGGGGACAAUCACCAGGGUCUAUUCCCAAGACGGCAACCCAAACAACUAUGUCAACCCACUGGGCAUGAACAGGUUAUGAGGAUGAUGACGAACGCAACGCCAAAAAAAAAACCAAUCAUAAAAAAUAUAUUCUUGACCUUACUUAAUACUCAAAAACUAAAAGGAGGGAGGGGUUGGGAAAUGAAGGAUGCCGGGGUUCAAUUCACUACAUAUUUUGCUUUUAAUCCUUAUUGCGGACAUAUACGCGUGCCAGAACCGCCAUUUUUGCAUCAAUUAUUGUACAAUACAU